Molecule: messenger RNA, 8985 nt
Organism: Bemisia tabaci
Lineage: Eukaryota; Metazoa; Arthropoda; Insecta; Hemiptera; Aleyrodidae
Product: ATR serine/threonine kinase meiotic 41
Molecular function (GO): protein serine/threonine kinase activity
Source: RefSeq, a predicted model, not a curated record
GGCAGAAAGGAAUUACUCUUGAAUCAUAUUUGGGUGGUGUUCUGUAAUUCUGUCAUUUUUAUCAUGCAAUACUAAUAUUAUCACAAGUGCAGUAACCUUUUGGUGUGCUACCUCAAUUCAGUUCUGUGAAGGUUUCAUUUCACCUAAGAUUUUCAAUCGAAGGCUCCCUAGUAUUUGAAAAUUGAAACGGAGACAAAUUGGUGGCCAGCAAUGUUAAUCUACCCACCAUGAUGGAGGAACCACUUAAUUCAGGACUAUCUGAUGUUCAGACAGUUUGGCUUGCUGUUCAGUCUGCCAUCCCAGUUGUAUAUAAUCAGUGUAUGAAAGGCGGAAAAAUUGCAGAAGAAAAAAUACCUUUCCUCAUAUCACUCAUCGACAGACUAACUAACGCAGAAUUUAAAAAUUGCUACGCCAGGAACUUCAAGAAUGAGGAUUCAACCAAGGAAGAUGAGCAUUUAGCUUUUACAACUUGGCUGCUAGGACAGCUGGUCCUUUUCCUUACAGAAUUUGACAUGGAAUCUGUGUACACCAGCUCAAAGCGUGCACAAAUUUUCAUUCUAGAGUCUAUGCUGAGCUGGACCCCUUGCAUGUUCAUUCAGAUCGUCAGCUUUUAUCUUGCCGCUAUUGAAGAUCUCUUGGCCUUCUAUAAAAUUCGAGUUGAAAAAGUUGGCACUUUAGAAAAGACUUCUCCACAAUUUCACUCCUCACAGACUUUCAAAUGGUUUGUUCCAAAUGCUGUAUCUACCUUACCAGAUUGUUUCAAUUUUGAACAAAGUCUUUUUGGGAUUAGAAGUGUUUCGCAAUGCACCAAACUUCUUGAACAACUUUUAAAGGUUUUGUCUUCGCAAGUUUUUUGUGUCAUUAACUUGGGUCGAGAUUUAUGGCCUCUGGCGUUAAAUAUCCUAGACUGUGUUUCGGAGGUUAAUGUCAGGCUAGCUACUCUCGACAUCACCAUUCAACUUCUGCAGCACAAAGGAUACCCUGAAAAUAAUUCAUUAAAAAAUGCAUUUUUCCAACAAAUGGAGCAGCUGCUCAAACAAGCAUGUACCGAAAACCACCUCAACUCAAAAAACGACAAGCUAUGGAUCCGAGUUGUGAAUUUAUUAGAUGAGGUUAUCGUCAUGAAAGGUUCUGGAAGUAAUGUCGUCAAUGCAUCAUUACUUAAUGCAUUAUUCAUCGUCAUCAACAAUGAGAAUGUUUCACUACUAUGCAAUGAGUUCUUGAUAUCAAUGUGCGAUUUUGUGAAGUAUCUUCUCGACAUAACUCCUGAGUUUUUUGAAACCUCUCUGAAGUUGGAUUCUUUAUUUUGCAAACUACCUGUUUGUCCCCACUUAUUCAUGAUCCUGGAGUACAUUUAUUUUCGCAAAGUUAAUUUGCUCCACAGUGAAAAAAGUAGUGCCAAUCUAGAUCCAGAUGCAGAUUAUUCUAGUAUCCAGAAAAUUGACACCAAAAGUAUCCUCAAUACCACAGCCAUUUGGAACAGAGCUGUGAAUGUAAUGGAAGAGAAAGUAUUCACAAAAAUCAGUCACAAUGGUGAUUCAUUCCCGCCCAAUUCUCAUCUGAGUCUUGAAGAUAGGAAAGCUAUUCGCCUACUCUAUUUCUUCUGCAAGACCAUUAGUAAUUUAAGUUUUGAGAUCAGUGUGAAGAAUAAAGUUUCGUUCUUAAGUGGCAAAUUAAGUGACGUUCUCAAAUGUUUGAUGUAUGGGCUCUUAAAGGAGUCUAAGCCUGAUGUGACUUUGCUCAAAGAUUGUUUGUUUGUCCUAAAUCAAGUCGUAACAAUCUCUGGGAUUAAUAAUGAGCCACCAGAAGUCAUUCAUUUGCUGGCUGCAUUUUCAUCAUUACCUUGGAUCUUGGAUGAGGAUGUGUUUGCCAAAUUCCCGUACACCAUCGACGCAAGCUCCUUCAAUUUAUUGAAAACCAUUGGAUUGAAGUAUAAAACUGAAUUAUGCGAUCAAAAUCUUCGUGCGGACCAGUUAGAAUGCCUUGCCUAUUUUUCAAGCAAUAUUUGCUUCCAGUGGAGGUUCGCCUUGUAUCAGACUUUUUCCAACGAUGCGUUUUAUCAACGUGUCAUCUUCAAUUCGCUACCUUUUAUGAUCCUUAACUGUCAAGGCUCAAACCAAGAAAAAAUGUCGCAGUUCCUCUUUUCAAUUGUAGACUUGUGUAAGAGGAGCAUCACAAUUCACUUGGAAUUUUCAGAAGCUCUUCCGAACAUUUUAUGUGCCCUGUCUUUUGAUGCUUUCUUAAAAAGGAACUCAAAAAUGAAACUGAACAUAAACUGUCGUAUCUGCAGAAACAAUGACUGCACCAAAUUCAAGCAAGGUGGGGAUGUGGAGCUCAACAAUUUCCUGGAAACAUUCACUGCUAGAUACUACACUGAUUUUGUUCAGGGAUUAAUCCUUGAAACCUCCUCUUCAACGAAGGAACUAUGUCGUUUGCGCAAGAAUAUAAUUUGUUCCUUACCAUAUUUAACCAAUCAUGUGCCAAAAAAGUUCUGUGAAGCUUUCUUACACAGCAGUAUGAAAUUUAUGGAUGAUGUUGAUGCUGACAAUCGGUUUAUGUUCGCAAAAGUAGUCAAGUACACAAUCUUCAACAACCAGUGGCUGAAGAAAGUUAUUAGCGAUAAAAGCUGUUUGAAGAAGUGGUCCCUGUCAGACAGAGAGGUUUUCUUUGAUGCAGAACCCUUCUAUGAGGUAUUUAAGAGCACUUGCUAUGAAGUCAUCUGCAACAGUCUCCAAAGUGCUGGCAUGGAUAAACAGAUAUCAGUCAUGGAGACACUUUUGAACAUUGGCAGCAUACCGUGUGAUCUGUUUUUGUGGCCUACGGUGAAAAUGCUGAUGCAUUAUGUGGCUCAUCCAUGCAAAAAAGACAUUUAUCUCUCAUCAUGUAACAUUCGCCAAAUCAUCACAGCUCACAACAUGAACAUGCAUAACUUCGUUAAACGGUAUGAAGGAGAAAUCUUAGAGGAAAUAAUCUUUCAAGUUGUCACCUUCAAGAAGUAUUUUGGUACAUCAGUGAGCAAAACUCUUCCAGAUCUUUGUCAUCUGUUUGGAUCUGAAACGCAAGAUUUCAUUCUUCGUCACGGUCCCAAUCUUUUCAAGUACUUGUUUCAAUGGGCGAUUGAUUGGAGAGGAUGCGAACCGCUUUUUGAUGAUCUGGCUCAGUUGAGCAAUCAAUCAGUCAAAGAGAUCAUCCUGGAAGGCUUCAGUGAAAUUUACCCUUUCAUCAUCCUGCAUGAGUCUGGAAAUAAUGCAGUAUUAUGCUGUAACUUGAUUGAGCGACUGUCAGGCCUAACCAUUCACGUUUUAAUACGCAGAUUCUUCCUCGUUAUCUUAGCUAAUAUCCUGCUUAACUACUGUGUCAAUCCCAUAGAGGCUAAAAGAGCGUGUCUUGAAGUUAAGAAGUAUGAUGAGAAAACACUGCCAACAACUUCCAAACAACAGACUGAAAUAGUCGACUCUCUUCAGAUCAGAUUUCUAGGUUUACUUGUUGAACUGGAAUUUAAAUUGACCUCCCAGUCAACCUCAGACUCGACCAAGGCGAAAAUUCUGUGUUCUCUCCCGGACAUUUUCAAUCUAAUGGGCCCUGAGUACAUCACCUCGGUGCGAUUUAAAGUGCUUGUCACACUCUGCACUGCUCUGACACUUCAGCAAGGCAUCCUUCCAUCACUGUGCAUCAAAGCUUGGGAUGCUUUUGUGAAAAUAGUUGAAGUUUCCGCCCUGGGACCGAUGCUAAGCACAAUUUUCGUCUCUCUUUAUCCACUGAUCGAUGACUAUCCAAGCGAGAUCUCUAAUAUCUUCUAUUUCCUAAUCUGUGAAAAUGAAGAAAAGUUGUCUUGUUUCUUUUCUGAGCUGUUCUUCCUCGAAAGUCAUCCUGCAAACCCAGUAGUUUAUGAGCAAGUCCAGAAGUAUUUGACGUCUGAUGCACAAUUAGAUGGAGAAAAUUUCAAACGACUUCUGCGACAAGCAUCGCACGAAAGGUCAGAAGUACGUCUUCAAGCUUUCAAGCGCUUGAAAACGGAGCUUGAUUUCUAUCAUGAUGAAAUAAGCAGACGAAUCCUGAGCAACGAUUCCUUGGAUCGACUCAUCUUGGAAAUUCUUGAAAUUCUGACAGCCGGCUCUCAUGAUUCAGAUGAAAGAGUUCGUGUCGCAAGUGGGAAAUGUUUUGGAGAAUUGGGUGCCAUUGAUCCUGGACUCGUACCUAAUAAAAUAUCAAAGUCUGAUCUCACAAAGAACGUGCCUUUGAAAGUUGAUAGUGAAGGUGCAAUCAUUCAUCUUCUAACAACACUUUGCCAAGGAUUCCAAAGUGCAAAAUUAUCAAGAUCACAAGAUAAUUUUGCCCUCGCAAUACAAGAAAUACUGAAAAUAUUUUCUGUGGAAGAAAACUCGCAGCUUCUGUCCAAUUUUCCUGAAAAUUUUCGUGAGCUGAUGAAGCCUCUGUUCAAAUCCACUUACAAUUGUAAUUAUAAAGAGCAAGAUAACUCGGAAAUAAAUUUCCAAUUUCCUAUUUUUGGCUCUGUAAAAGGUAAAACUUUUCUAUCAUGGGCUUUCAACUGGAUCAACCAAUUGGUCUCAUUGAUAUCAGACAGUCAGAUCAAAGAGAUCUUCAAAAAUUGCAAGGGUUGCAUGAAAAGUGAUGAAUCAACUAUUCGUGCUUUUAUGCCUUUCAUAGUAGUCAAAGCAAUAAUCGAAGCAACUGAUCAGCAGCGCGAAGAAAUCUUUGCAGAACUUGACUUUGUCAUGACCAACAGCGGUGCUGAAUUCCUCCUAUCAAAUUCUAACAAGUCAUCAUCUGCUGGCUUGGCACGACAAUUCAUCAAGCCUGUUUACUGUCAAAAUUACAAUGCCGACUUAGUAAAUGAAUUAAGUUUAAAUGCCGAGACAUGCUCUAUACUUUGUGCUAAAGUUGUUUAUGGUCUAAUUGAUUUUUUAUUCCAAUAUGCGCGAGAUGAUAGUGAUCAAACUUCAGCUGAAGGUAGAAAAAUAAUUGGAAACUUUCUAACAUUAUUCUCUAAAGAAAAAAUAGCGGAAAAAACGUUUGAAUUUGACGAAUUUCCUAGAGCUCUCUUAUAUCUAGAGCAGCAUGUAGCGGAACAUCCUGGAGCGUUGCAAGUGCACUUACCAUUGUUCGGAAGGAUUUACGCUCAGUUGAAUGAUGCUGAUGCCCUACAAGGAAUAAUUGCAGUCCACACAACAGAGCCGUCGGCAGAUGAGAUGCUUCUCAUGCAUGAGGUGACAGGCGGAGCUUCAGAUGCAGUUGUAUGUUACGAGAAACUUGCGCAGAAAACCGACAACAAUCCCCUAUUCUACAGGAAUAUGAUCCAGUGCUACCUGCGCAUAAAUCAACCUUUCACAGCCUUAAAAUUAAGUGAUAACUUAAUGGCCAUGAGUGCUGACUUUGAUGAAAUAUUGUUGAGUGAAAAAGUAGAAGCUAUGUGGAGUAUGAUGCAGUUUAGUAAAAUGGAAUCGGUUCUUUCUAAACCUUCUGUACCGAAAGAUGAAAGCUGGGGCACCCGAAUGGGUGUUGCAAUGUUCCAUGUGCUCAAUAAUGAACAUGAUAAAAUGUCAGAUGAAAUCAGCAAUAUUUAUAAAAUAAUAUCCCAGUCUUUGUACACAUCAACUCUUGUCACUGGUGGCUACAGGGAGGGUUAUGAGUAUGUUACCAAACUCCAUAUUUUAAAUGAAGUAGAGCAGUUAAGUUCUUUAAUGCUAUCAGUGCUGAACAGCGAGAAUUCAGACGAAGCAGAGGAUAUUGAUAGGCUUAAAACACUCAUUGAGAAAAAGUUUAGUCGACGAUUGCGACUUUUAAAACCCCUCGGAGAUAUUCUACAACCUGUGUUACGGGUUCGAAGAGUUAUGUUGAGCAUUGGUGAACAUUUAUUGAUGGAGCGCAAAAAACAGGUGGCAACUUACUUUCGUGCUCAGAUUGGCAAGUGUUUAUUGAAAAGCAUAAAAAUAGCACGGAAGGCGUCCCAUUUUCAAAUGGCAUAUUCUAAUGUCUUGGAAGUCGAAAAGUAUAAACCCAAAGAGCUUUUCAUCGAGAAGGCUCAGUUACUGUGGGCGAAGAAAGAAAUAAACCAAGCCUUGGCUACAUUAAAUCGAGGAAUUGAAAUCCACUUUUCAAGCACUGAACCUAACGCAUCCAUGAGUCGUUUGCCAGAGCAAAAUCGAAUACUUGCCAAAGCCAAAUUGCUCAUCGCUUGUUAUAAUGAGGAGACUUCUAAUAUUGAUGCAGCAACAAACACAAAAUAUUUUGAGGAAGCUGUAGCUGCGUGCAAAGAUAUUGAAAAGAGCCACGUUUGCCUAGCUCAGUUUAUGGACAAAACCGUCAUAUCUGAGUAUUAUAAUUAUGCCCCUGUUCCUGAGAAAUUACUUGAAGUUAUCAAAACAUACUCAAAGUCAAUGCUUUAUGGUAGCAAGUAUCUGUAUCAAAGCAUGUCCAAAAUUUUGAGCCUAUGGUUGGACUUUGCUGCAGAUUUGGCAAAAGAUUCCAAAGAGCUUGAUGGGAAAAAAAAAGAAGCGGGACUGAGUCUACGAAAAAGCCUCAACCUUGACAGACGUGAAAAAGCGCUGAAAGGUAUCAUUAGUUUAAUCCAGCAACUGCUUGGGAGACUCCCCACCUUCAGAUUUUUAACUGGAUUCUCUCAAUUGACAUCAAGAAUCUGUCAUCCAGAUAACCCUAGUUUUCUACUUCUGAAAGAUAUAAUUGUAAAAUGUAUUUUAGCAUACCCUAGUCAAACUCUGUGGAUGUUCAUGUGCUUGCAUAAAUCUGCCAUACCGCUCCGAAUGAAGCGCUUCAACAUUGUCUUGAAUGAUGCAAAACUUCAAGUAGCGCCAGUACCUGACCUAAUACUAAAGUUUAAAAAAUUGUUUGAAGUCAUGUCAGACCUAUGUGAGAAGCCAGUUGAUAGUAAAUUUAAAGGUCGACAAAUUCAACUUGAUAAAAUUGCUCCUGAAGUGGUUAAACUGUUCAAUAAUGGAACUUUUGAGCAGAUCAUGAUUCCGUUUCAGAAGUUUAGAACUCUUGCUUUACCCCGUCCUGUUGUAGAAGACGAUCUUUCUUUCUCAGAACACAAACCGUUCCCAGAUGAUUGUGUUCGUUUUUACAGAUUGAAAAAAGAAGUGCUCAUUCUACAAUCCUUGGUGGCCCCUAAAAAAUUGACAUUCAUCGGAUCAGACGGCAAUGAAUAUUCUUUGUUGUGCAAACCUAAAGAUGACCUGCGGUUAGAUUUUCGGUUAAUGGAAUUCAAUGCUAUUGUGAACAUGUUUUUGAAAAGGGACGGUGAAGCUAGAGAUAGGGAUCUACAUAUUCGAACCUACAGUGUUGCACCACUUAUAAAUGAAUGUGGACUCAUCGAAUGGGUUCCCAAUUUAGUCUGUCUGCGACCAAUUUUGAAUUCACUUUACAAAAGCAAGAAUAUGUUUAUGUCAGCUCACGAGAUCAAGAAACGCGUUGCAGCAGUCAAAGAUCCGUUGGAGAAGAAAUUGAUGUUUUUCAGAGACCUGAAAAAAAACCACCCGCCCGUUCUGAAAGAAUGGUUUUUCAAAACAUUUCCGAAUCCAUGUGCAUGGUAUCAUGCAAGGUUAGCGUACAUGCGCACUCUAGCUGUUAUGUCCAUCGUCGGUUUUAUAUUGGGUCUUGGUGAUCGUCACACAGAAAAUAUUCUUCUAGAUAAUAAACUUGGUGAAAUCAUCCAUGUUGACUUCAACUGUCUGUUCAACAAAGGGGAACUCUUUGAUUACAAAGAAGUUGUUCCCUUCCGUUUGACGCAUAAUCUAGUUGACACAAUGGGCCCAACCGGUGUAGAAGGGCCGUUCGUUCGUUGUUGCGAGAUCACAAAUCGAGUAAUGAGAGCUCACAUGCAACUUCUCAUCUCUGUGCUCACUCCGUUCGUCUAUGACCCUCUGCUCUCAUGGAAAGGCGCCAAAGAUGCAGUCAAAGAUAUGAAUGGUGAAGUUGUUAAUUCAGAGGGCAAAACCAAUAUUCUCAACAUUGAAUGCAGACUCAAAGGAAGUGUCAAAAAGAAAGAUGGUAAAUAUGACGAUAUGCAUUUAUCGGUUGAAGGCCAAGUCCGUAGUUUAAUUCACGAGGCAAUGGCUGAAGAAAAUCUUGCUCAAAUGUUCGUAGGUUGGGGUCCUUACUUGUGAGGAGUGGGUGUCCAUCAAUCUCAUCCUUGAUUUUAACCUCAUAAGUCAUCGAACUCCUGAAAAAAACUGGUAAUUCUGCCCAACCCUGAAAAGGUAGGAAACUUCGCUGCAUAACCUUGAAAUUCUCUCUUCUUGCAGAAACGUUCGAUUAGUUUAUAUUGUUUUUAUCAACAAAAAUUAGAACUUAUACCUUUAAAUUCUCGAAUUUUGGAUUUUUUUUUUUUAAUUCUCUAAGUUAAAACGCUUCUUACAUAAGGCCAAAAAGUAUUUCUAAGAGCAUUUUUGUCGGAAAUAAUGAUCCAAGCGAGUAAUUGUUGGUUCUUAUUGUCAAUGCAGAUUGUCGGCUGUGAAGUUUUUUCAGGCUUCUGUAUUUUAUGAUGGCAAACCAAAGUCCGCCAGUAUGCAAAUUACAAACUGCGCAUGUUGCCUGCCUCAAUUUUAGGUAAAUCACAAGCCAGAAAGACUCAUCAUAGGGCUUCCUAGGUUCUACACAGGAAAAUAUCCAUCUUUGUUGUCCCCCUUAUUUUAAAGUGCAAGUACGAAUGGCUGACUACAGAAGCCAUCAAUUAGCACCUACAGUCAUUACCAGUUGUGAACCAAUUCUUGGUGGCCUCUGAAGUAUCCCUCCUGUAAAUAUGUACUAUUAUUACUUCCUCAUCACUGUAUGUUUGUUCCUGUAUAGAUUUGAAUUUCAUCGAAGCUCUUGUAUUUAGUUAGUUUCUACCAAAAUUUUUUUGUAAAAGAUACCUCCCUAAAGUAUAUCUUUCUGAAAAUAUUACUUUCUAAGCUGAAAGCAAUACAUGUAAUUUUUUAUUAAUGAAGCUGUUUUUUUAAAAUUUCA